AUGUACGCCGCCACCGUCUUCGUCUCCCUCCUCGCCGUCGUUUCGGCUGUGCCCACCAACGGCGGCCACAACACCCAGGAGGCCCAGGCCUGCCACGGCGAAGUCAAGUGCUGCGACUCCGCGACGGCCGACAAGAUCCUCACCCAGGGCAACCUUCUCCCUAUCACUGGCCUCAACGAGCUCCUCGGCAAGUGCACCAAGGUCAAUGUCCUCGCCGUCCCCAUCGGUUCGGAGUGCAAGGAUCAGACCGUCUGCUGCCAGAAUGUUCAGCAGAAUGGUUUCCUCAACAUUGCCUGCACUCCUAUCCAGCUUAUUUAA
Messenger RNA from Cordyceps fumosorosea ARSEF 2679, 318 nucleotides. Its product is annotated as Hydrophobin. Gene Ontology annotation, molecular function: structural constituent of cell wall. The transcript is spliced from 2 exons. NCBI's taxonomy places the organism in Eukaryota, Fungi, Ascomycota, Sordariomycetes, Hypocreales, Cordycipitaceae. Gene Ontology annotation, cellular component: fungal-type cell wall. The record is from RefSeq and is a predicted model, not a curated record. The coding region runs from base 1 to 318 and encodes 105 amino acids.